Molecule: messenger RNA, 351 nt
Organism: Haemonchus placei
Lineage: Eukaryota; Metazoa; Nematoda; Chromadorea; Rhabditida; Trichostrongylidae
Source: the annotation of a GenBank genome assembly
AUGGCGCAUUUGAACGAGGAAAAGCUCCCUCGAUUCCCUGUCGAGGAUGAAGAGAUGCUGGAUGAACAUUUACGUGACAUUUUCUUGAAAAACUUCAACACAUCAAAUGAGCUACUAAGCCAUGUGACUGCUAUCGGUGUCACAAGUGAUAAUGAGCUCGCAAGGUCAAUGCGCACCGGUGAUCCUAGAAGGGAAAAUGUUGUAGCUUCAGUAAGCGAGCGAGUUGCGUUGGUAAAAGAAAUUGCGAAGGCAACAGUAAGCGAGCUGAGUAGGCUUGAUGUAGUAGAACGCGUAUUCAAACUUUCAAGGAAGGCAAAAUCACCAUUGCGAGCCAGCUGCAGGAGCACAUGA